UUCUCAUGUGAUGGUGCAGUUUAAAUCAAGUUUUGAUGCAGAACAGAGGUGAUUGUGAAAGUGAAAACAUAUUGCAGUAAAAAACGUGUACAACCACUCGGGAAAUUUAACUUAAUUAUUGAACUUUGAUUUCAUAUAAAACGUUAACAUACACAUUUGAUCUGUGUGAUUUUAAAGAUAUUUAAAAUUUGAUUUGUUAACAUUCAUUCAAGAAAAAUGAACUCUCAUAUAAAAAAGAAGCAAAAGUGCAAAGUAAAGAUAUAGAAGUCGUUUAUGAUGUUUCUGAAAAAGAUGCCUUGAAGGAUAACAGUGAUAUUUUGACACCUAGAAGAAUACAUAUUGGAAACGAAUCAUUCAAAUGAGAAAUAUGUGACAGAGCGUCCAGUCAGUCGUGUUAUCUUGAGAAACACAUCAGAUGUUACAUUUAAGAAAACAACAUUUAAAUCAGAUAUAUAUGAUAGUGCAUUCAAAAGCUCAUCUUAAGGAAUAUAUGAGCAAAGAUUACGCAAAAAAAAAACAACAUUUCAUAUGUGAUAUAUCGACUUGUACAUUCCGUUUUAAGACUAAUCUUAACAGGCAUAUGAACAUAAAGCCUAAGAUAAAAUAAAAACACUCAAAUAUGAUUUAUUUACCUAUAAAUCCAGUUUAAAAGGAAAUCUUUAGACACAUUUCAGCAUACUUACUCAAGAAAAAACAUACGUAUAUGAUUUAUGUGCAACAUCAUUCCAUCUAAAAGGUUAUCUACAGAAGCAUAAGAGCAUGAGCAUAUACAUACCAAUGGAAAACCAUAAAAUAAUGAUUUAUGUGCCAGUUCAUUCCGUCGAAAAGGAAAGACCCAUUUAAGCAUUAUUACAUCAGAAAAAACAUUUAAGUCUGAUUUUUGUGCUUAUAAAUUAAGUCUAAAGAAUAAUUUUUAGACACAUUUUAGCAUUCAUAACAAAGAAAAAUGAACAUUCAAAACUGGAUUUAUGUGUUUAUAAAUCAGUCUAAACAGUAAUCUUAAAAAACAAAUAAGCAUACAUAUAAAAAAACCAUUCAAAUAUGAAGUAUGCGCUUAAACAUUUCGUCUAAAACAAACUCUAAAGACACAAUGAGCAUACACUGUUACAGUAGUACACAAGAAAAAACAUUCAAAUGUGAUUUAUGUGCUUAUAAAUCAAGUCAAAAAAGUAAUCUUACGAAACAUAUAGGCAUACAUACCAAAGAAAAACCAUUCAAAUGUGAAGUAUGUCCUAAAACAUUUCGUCUAAAACAAUAUCUAAAAAAGCAUAUAAGCAUACAUAUAUCAGGAAAACCAUUCAAAUGUGAAGUAUGUGCUGAAACAUUCCGUACAAAAGGAAAUCUAAAGCAGCAUAUAAGCAUACAUAAGUCAGAAAAAACAUUCAAGUGUGAAGUAUGUGCUAAAUCAUUCCGUCUAAAAGGUUACCUAAAGAAGCAUAAGAGCAUUCAUUUAUCAGAAAAACCAUUCAAGUGUGAUUUAUGUACUAGAACAUUUAGACUGAAACAAACUCUAAAUACGCAUAUAAGCAUACAUCUAUCAGAAGAAACAUUCAAAUGUGAAGUAUGUGCUAGACCAUUCAAUCAAAAAGGAAAUUUAAACAAGCAUAUACGCAUACAUAAAUCAGAAAAACCAUUCAAGUGUGAUUUAUGUGAUAGAACAUUCCAUCAAAAACAUACUCUGGAGAGGCAUAUGAGCAUACAUAUACCGGAGAAAACAUUCAAAUGUGAUUUAUGUGGUUUUAAAACCAGUUUCAAAGGUAGUCUUAAGACACAUAUAAGCAUACAUACCAAAGAAAAAACAUUCAAAUGUGAACUGUGUGCUAGAACAUUCCGUCUCAAAGGAACUCUAAAGCAGCAUAUGAGCAUACAUAUAUCAGAAAAAACAUUUAAGUGUGAUUAAUGUGCUAAAACAUUCAGUCUGAAACGUUCUUUAAAGCGGCAUAUGAGCAUACAUAUAUCAGAAAAAACAUUCAAGUGUGAUUUAUGUGCUAAAACAUUCAGUCUAAAACGUUAUUUAAAGCGGCAUAUGAGCACACAUAGCAAAAGCAAAGCCAUUUAGAUGUGUCUUACGUACUUAAACUUAAACACAGAAAAUAAAAUGAAUUGACAUUUGAGGAUGCAUACUUGAGUAAAAACCAAUCAAGUAUGAUGUUUAUUAUAGUUUUUAAAGAUAACUUUUAGCGUCACAUGUCAAUACAUUCUCGAGAAGACAUCUUAAUGUCAGUUCUGUGAUUGUACGUUUAAAUGUUCGUUCAAAUUGUCUUAAGAAUCAGUUGAGAACUCAUAUUGGACAACAAUCAUUCAAAUGUGAUGUGUGUAACAAAACGAAUCUGGCAUGGGUGUUCUCGUAAGCUUCACAGGAGGAACACAGGAGAAAAAUCAUUCAAAUGUGAUAGGUUGCAAACGAGUUUGUUAUGAUAGCUGUUUUCAUAGGCUUUACAUGAGGAAAAUACAUUGUAAUGUGAUGUAUGAGGCAAACGAUUCAUUCACAAGUGUUUCCUCUUUAAAAGCGUACGUCACAUGUGAAUUCAUACUGGUACAUAACCAUUCGAAUGUGAUGAACUUAAUACUACAUUCAGCUUUCAGGAUAGUUUUCGGGCCAUUUGAGACUUCAUACUGGAGAAGAACCAUUUAGAUGUGGUGUUUGCAGUAUAAAAUACCAUUAUAGGUCACAUGGACUUAGUAGGAAGAAUACUCAUUCACAUAUCAG
Messenger RNA from Ruditapes philippinarum (Manila clam), 2710 nucleotides. RefSeq names its product zinc finger protein 92-like. Bases 1049 to 1900 code for a protein of 283 amino acids. NCBI's taxonomy places the organism in Eukaryota, Metazoa, Mollusca, Bivalvia, Venerida, Veneridae. The transcript has a single exon. Gene Ontology annotation, molecular function: RNA polymerase II cis-regulatory region sequence-specific DNA binding; DNA-binding transcription factor activity. The record is from RefSeq and is a predicted model, not a curated record. Gene Ontology annotation, biological process: regulation of transcription by RNA polymerase II.